CUGUGCUGCUGCCGCUUCGUCCUAUGACUCCAGCACUGACACAUUUAUCAGAAGGAUGGAUUCAGCUGAUGAUUUGGACGAAGACGAACUUCUGGACUUCAACGUUCAGAUGAGCAUUCAGGAGUCGUGUCAUCUAAUGGGACCAGGGAGGAGUGAAGCUUUGAAGCUUGCUUUGGCCAUCAAACAAGGUGACAUGGUGGCACUGCAGAAGCUCUGUGAUUUCCCAGCAGCCUUCAGUCAGGUGGACAAGCAGGGCUGGUAUCCACUGCACAGGGCGGCGGUCCAACCUCUGGUCCAGGUGCUGGAGACGGUGCUGUACGCGUCUUUCAGUCUGACUCUGGAGGAAAAGACUUCGGGGGGUGAGACUUUCCUGACUUUAGCAGUAAAAGCUGGUUUGGUGGAAAACGUGACGAUGCUGCUGGACCAUGGAGCUUCUCCUCACACGACCAACAGCAAGAAUGAAUCCCCUCUUCUUUUAGCGGUCAGAGGCGGAUCCUAUCAGAUGGUUUCCAGUCUGAUCGCUGGAGGAGCUCGGGUUGGUCAGGUGUGUCUGAAGAAGUGGACGGCCGUGCACGAGGCCUCCAGGGCCGGCUGUGUUCGAGUCAUGGAGCUCCUGCUGCAGAACGGAGGUCAGGUCUCAGAGACAGACCAGUAUGGAGUGACACCUCUGGGCAUCGCUGCAGAGUACAGCCACUCUGAAGUCCUGGAGCUCCUCAUCAAACAUGGUGCUGAUGUAAACGCUCAGGCGCCAAAUGGCGACAGCGUCCUGUACGAUGCUGCAGGUUCGGGGAAUCCAGACUGUAUCGACAUCUUGCUGCAGCACGGAGCAAAUCCAAACAUUCACAACCUGAGCUCCCAGCUGCCCAUCCACCACGCUGCAUAUGAGGGACACUAUCUAGCUUUGAGGAUUUUGAUCCCCAUCACCACCAGACGGGCCCUGCGGCUGUCCGGCCACAGCCCCGUCCACUCUGCCGCUGAUGGAGGCCACACUCACUGCCUGGAGCUCCUGCUGCAGAAAGGCUUCGACGUCAAUGCGCAGUUGGCCCCUCACAUCACCGACAACUACGGCGACAUGAGGAGGACCCCGCUGUACUUCGCUGUCUCCAACGGAGACGCGACCUGCACAGAGAUUCUACUGAGGUCGGGUGCCAAACCAGACCUGGACCCGCUGCGCUGCCUCCUGGUGGCGGUCAGGUCGGGCCGCUACGAGAUUGUGAAGCUGCUGCUGGCGGCCAAAGCAGAUGUGAACUGUUACUUCACAGUGGUGAAUGACACGGUGUUCCCCACGGCGCUGCUGUACUGUCUGAAGGAUGAGGUGAUGAUGAGGCUGCUGCUCAACAACGGCUAUGACGCAGAGAAGUGUUUCUGUUGUAACCAUGACGACGAAUGGGACGACCUGAGCGAGACUAGUUACUCACAAGAUCAGGAGGAAAAAGUUGCUUUUUGUGAUUUCGUCAGUGUCUCCUGGCUGGUGAACCUUGUGGGCCAAGUCGUCUCAAUCCUCCUGGAAUACGUCGGUCAGGUUUCUCUCUGUGGCAAGCUGAGAAAGAUCCUGGAGAAACACAAGGAGUGGUCUCACAUUCACAGGACCAUACGUAACCCUCGCUCUCUGUCUCACCUGAGCAGAGUGGUGAUCAGGAAACACCUGAGCUGCAGCAGUCUGAUGUCCGCCCACCUGCCCAACAGGCUGAAGGACUACCUGUUGUUCAAAGAGAACGACCUGUACGCCAAAAUCAUCUGCAGGGAGGACUGAGGGGACGAUUUCCAUCUUGUAUACUGAGUCUUAAAUUUGGUAAUGAGUUUGUGUUUUUUUCUUUCCUUUUAUGUAACAGGGCCUGUAUUUAUCAACCAUCUAUGAAUUACACCUAAGAAUGAUCUAGAGCAGUGGUUCCCAACGAGUGGGUCACAGUCCAAAAGUGGGUUGCGGGCCCAUAAAUGCACUUUAUUUUGAAGUACAGAAAAUUUUUGGCACAGGCUUUUAUUUUGUAGUGCUGUUUCCUGUUAACGGACAGAUACUUAACAGAGACAGCAAACUAGCUCGAUGACAUGGACAAACACAAGCGCUGAAUGUAUUAAACUUUGUGGAUCUUGAACGAAUGACGAAGGAGAAAUUUGGACCCCGUGGGUGGAGCAGUUUGGAACCACUGCUCUAGAGCUCACCUAGAAAGUGUGAGCAAUGAGACUGUGUUACUGUAAAUGAUUUUUUUCUAAAGGGCAUUAACGAAGUUUAUUUUCACUGUAUUGUGUGAGGUGACUCAGAUUUCUGGGACUCAGGUGUUGGAUGAAGGAGCCUGUUAACUGUGUAUCUGUUUUUUUGGGGGGGAAAUAAAACAGAGAUGGUGAUGUUCAGACCAUUACGUACCCGAAGCAGGGAGGGCUCUUAAACACUGUAAAUUGUCAAAUAAAAGGGUACAUCUAAAUAAUGUCACAGGAUCAAAGUAUUUUUUAAGGUGCUGUUGCCGUUAGUAACACUAAGGCUGCUGUCAGCCCUAGAGUGGUCUCCUCUGGUCUGAAUCAGGGACUCAUGUUGUUCCAAAGUUGUAUAAUUGCCUAGAGUUGGUUCGUGUUCUCACGGCAGCAUUUACAAGCGGACCAGAUCAAAUGCCUUGUGUGAGAAAGCUGCUCUUGAUUGGUCAGAAUUUCCAUGUGGGAAAAAUCCAGGAAGUAAAGCAAACGUUGAAGAAGAGUACACUUGCAAGAUAAAUGUGACACUUUCUAAUGUCACAAUGGAGGGACAACUACGCAGGUUGAUUUUAGCGCUGCUCAUCGUGGACUAUAUUGCUGUCAUUGUUCAUUUUAGUCAAACCAUACAGUUUGAAAACGAGGCGCGGCUCCAACUAGAAAACAAUGUUUUGAUGCAUUGGAUGUGCUGAAUGUGCAUAUUAAGGCAGUACAGGAGGAGGUGCACAUUAAUAAUCCUCCAGGACUGUAACAUGCUCAUGUUUAACCCAAACAAUGUGUCAUGUGACUGCAGUUGCUUCACAUCCAGGUCGGAACACCUUCUCACCAC
Molecule: messenger RNA, 3010 nt
Organism: Epinephelus moara (kelp grouper)
Lineage: Eukaryota; Metazoa; Chordata; Actinopteri; Perciformes; Serranidae
Product: ankyrin repeat and SOCS box protein 15-like
Exons: 10
Coding region: 56-1753 (565 amino acids)
Biological process (GO): intracellular signal transduction
Cellular component (GO): cytoplasm
Molecular function (GO): protein binding
Source: RefSeq, a predicted model, not a curated record